Messenger RNA from Diprion similis, 4826 nucleotides. RefSeq names its product PR domain zinc finger protein 1 (gene Blimp-1). Lineage: Eukaryota; Metazoa; Arthropoda; Insecta; Hymenoptera; Diprionidae. Bases 932 to 3658 code for a protein of 908 amino acids. The record is from RefSeq and is a predicted model, not a curated record. Gene Ontology annotation, molecular function: RNA polymerase II cis-regulatory region sequence-specific DNA binding; DNA-binding transcription repressor activity, RNA polymerase II-specific; histone deacetylase binding. The transcript is spliced from 8 exons. Gene Ontology annotation, cellular component: nucleus; cytoplasm. Gene Ontology annotation, biological process: cell fate commitment; regulation of transcription by RNA polymerase II.
CCUGCAGCCUCUUUCACUAUCUAUAACAAUGGCUGACUUUGGUUUAACGCGUGAUGAACGACUGCAAGUAUAAAGUCAUCAGAGAAUAUAUACACAACGACCGAAUUGGCUGUCAUCAAGUAUCGAUCAACCUGGAAUUUUAGUGUUUCGCGAGAUAAAAUAAAAAAUUACAAUGUCGAAUAAAAUUGAUUUGUGAUGUUUAUUGUGAAUCUUGAUAAUGUCUUUCGAAAUAAAACGAAGAAAGUUCGAUGUUGAAUAAAAUCAACCUGGAAUCAUUAACGAUUGUGAAUGAAAAUCGUGUUUCUGUGCCAUCGAAAAUUUCUAAACGUAACAUAGACGUUGAAACAAAGGACCGAAAUUUCGGAACAAACUGAUCGAAUCCGAUAUCAUUCGAUAAGAAGAUAAGAAACUAUUAUAAAAAAAAAAAAUAGAUUACGCAUUCAACAAACAUAAUAGUUACAAUAACACAGCAUUAAUUUUGCUGUGUAAGAUUAAAAAAGAAGUGCGGUAAUCAGGUAGUAUCGACGAAUAAAAUCAAUACAGCCUGCAAAUAUAAAUGUUGAAAACAGUGAAGCGGACGUUGAACGACUGGAAGAAAAAUUUUUUCCGACAAAAAAUAUUACGUUAUAAUCGUUUGAAAAUAGAGAAAGUUGUUACUAUAAUAACCCAGUUACCGAUCAUCCCUUCGGUUUCGCUGAAAAAUUACCGAAUCACGUAAGGCCGCCCCUCCUCGCGUUCUAAAGUGAUAAAAAAUAUUUAGCAAGUGUAAAUUCCGGAUCUCGGAUUAAAAAUAUACAAAUACAAUCAAGCUUGAAAAAUAUGCAUUAAAUCUGGGGAUAAUUUUCUCAGUGGUAAUAUAAAAUUAAGUGAAUAUAAGAAGAUAAAAUUUAUGCAGUCAAGGACGAAUGCGGAUUCGGAACUCUUGUAAAAUAUGGAGGGCAGCGAGUGGGAUCAUGGCACCCUCAGGGAAGAGGAAUUCGAACAGCAUGCAGUCUAUCUGGUGCCCGACGUCACUCCCAGUCCCAAUGACGCCAACCGCGCCGAAGCCUCUCUGCCAAGGAACCUGGUCCUCAAGCCUUCCCAAGCCCUGAACGAUGUCCUGGGAGUUUGGAGUACAAGUUACAUCCCGAAGGGAACGAGGUUCGGCCCUUUAGUAGGACAAGUCUACACGAAGGACUUGGUGCCGGCAGACGCUAACCGGAAGUACUUCUGGAGGGUAUACAAGAACAAUGAAUUGUUCUACUACAUCGACGGAUAUGACGUACAGAAAUCAAAUUGGAUGCGAUACGUCAAUCCUGCUUACUCCUCAGAGUCCCAGAACCUCAUCGCUUGUCAAUACAAGACGAAUAUUUAUUUCUACACCAUCAAGCCAAUCCUACCGAACCAAGAACUCCUUGUGUGGUAUUGCAGGGAAUUCGCGGAAAGGCUCAACUACCCUUUGACCGGAGAGCUAAUGCUGCAAAGAAUAAGACAACAGGUUCAACAGUCGGCAAUACCGCCUGAAAUACCAACGUCCGUUGAAACGACCCCAAUGAAGGAGGGUGUGAUAUACGAGAGGCGUUCUCAGAUGACGCCAACCGACGGCUCGGUGAGAUCGGACGAGGGUUACCACUCGAAUGGCUACCACGACGAGAUACUGACGCCGCCUGAGGAGAGCAGUGAGUCGGAUUCAGAGAACAACUACGUGUUGGACUUCAGCAAGAACGCAAAGGGUCCAAGCAGCGAGAUACUGAAGCAGGAUAGCAGCGUAGUGAAAAAUGAGUACCGUAAGGUGAAGAUAAAGAUCAGCAAGACGUACAACAACAAUAAUAACAACAACAACGGCUUCAACAAGAGCAUGGAAAAUAUAAAGGAGAGGGACGAAAUGUUAAGCGGUGCGAUAUCGCCGGACGUCCAUCAGCUCCAAAAGUCAAUCUCGCCGACGCUGGUCAUCCAGAAGAACACGGUCUUGUCAUCGUCGAACGAGGAGCCGGCCGAGAAGAUGCCAAAGCAGUUCUACGAGCCGGAAGUGAAGUCCUCGGGUCUUCCGAUGCCCGGAACCCGACCCCAGUACCUGACGAAUUCCAGUAGCAUCCUGGAGAACAUCCUCCUACGAAGCAACACCGACAGUAACAACAACACCAGCGGGAACGGAACAAACGGCGGUGAAAACUGCACCCCAAAUUCCGUGACCCCGCCACCGUCGAGCCCGACGGAGAUGGCUUACUCGUACAAAAAGUCCCACAGGUACGGUAACAUCAUGCCCUGCAGUCCGGACUCCAGCUCGAACCUGCCGAUGCAGACCGAGCUCCCCGGAAACGGGGUGAAUUCGACGACCGGUCUGCUGCAGAGCAACGCCGCGUUGCAUUCCAGCACCGGAAGCCUGCACUCAAACAGUUCAGGCAGUGUUGUUCUCCACUCCGUGAAGCCUCAACGGAAGUCAAAGAGCCCAUCACCUGCCGCCACUAUCCUCUACUCCACCUCCUCCAUCACCCAGAUUCCCAGCGAGUCCAGCUCCGUCUACCUUAACACCAGUCCCAGCCUUGCCCCCAUGUCGCCGGUCCAGUCUCCCUACCCCUACGGCCUCUACCACCAGGGUAAUCACCUCCACCACAACGUCGCCCCGCUUUCCAUAAACACAGCCUAUUCGCCGACCCCGACCAGCAUGUACGGGGACCGAAACGAGCGCAGAAUCGAGUCUCACCACCAGCUUCCCACCUCGUCGACCAUGCAGAUGGACGGGAACCAGGCCCUGAUAACUGGCACGCACAACCUUCACCUGGGCCAUCAUCCCGGACUUACCAUAUCGAAUUCGAUGAACAGGUACUCCCCGGCCAGCUCGCUAUCCCCCGAUGAUCACGGGUGCUCACAGAGCGGAGCGCUCAGUCCCAACUCCCAGGGGUCCAGGGGUUAUCGGUCCCUGCCCUACCCCCUCAAGAAGAAGGACGGGAAGAUGCACUACGAGUGCAAUGUAUGCUGCAAGACAUUCGGCCAGUUAUCGAACCUCAAGGUUCAUCUCAGGACCCACUCAGGGGAGAGACCGUUCAAGUGCAACGUUUGCACGAAGAGCUUCACGCAGCUCGCUCACCUGCAGAAGCAUCAUCUGGUUCAUACCGGCGAGAAACCGCACCAGUGUGAAAUCUGCAAAAAGAGGUUCAGCUCUACGUCAAACCUGAAAACCCACCUGCGCCUUCAUUCGGGGCAAAAACCCUACGCCUGCGAUCUCUGUCCCGCCAAAUUCACCCAGUUCGUUCAUCUCAAGCUUCACAAGAGGCUUCAUACCAACGAACGUCCCUAUACUUGCCAGGGUUGUGACAAAAAGUAUAUCAGCGCCAGCGGCCUAAGGACACACUGGAAAACCACCAGCUGUCGGCCAAACAACAUCGAGGAUGAACUUGCUCUUGCCGCUGCCGUUGGAUCACCCAACUAUUAUGAAUAUGGGCCCGAUAUGAGCGUCGGAAACAUGUCGUCGAAAGAGUGUGAGUUGGAGCACAUCGAUAAUUACGAAAGACGCAGCAACAGCGUCGGGAAUAACGUGGUUGGUCCAGGAAAUGCGGUAGGUGUUGGAAACGGUCACGGACACGGGCCGCAUUCGACGUCGUUGCACAAUUUGGAAAACUCGGUGGGCAGGCCGAGCGUGAUAGAGUCGUCCCAACCGCACAUCAUCGAAUGCACUUAAGAGAUGAAAAAUAGGCGGAGAAGCUAGAGAACGUUGAGAAAAGAGUAUUAAAUUAAGCUAGUUUCAGAGCGUAUAUAUUGUAAUAAUGAGCGCGCAAAAUCCACCCACGGACUCGGUGAAUCAUAUAAGGUGUAUGUGAUAUUCGGAUCGAAACGGGUUUCGCGAUAAUAUGUGACACGAUGAUUAUCGGCCCUGGAAUCAGGAUGAAAGCGGGCUGAAAACCCAAAUUCGAAAUCGAUGAAGCAAAAAAAAUUUGGGCCUCUCGGGUCGCGUUAUCAAAUUCCAGAAACUUCCAACUGAGUUCUUCCCCUUCUUCCAUCGACUCGUUAUAGAUUCUGGAACAAUUGUUAUCGUUCUUUGAAUGGUUUAAUCGAAAAGGCGACCCAUUGAUCCAAUUUUGUAAAAGGUGCUAAUUACGCUAAACUGCAAUGUGCGAAUCAAGAGAUGUGCAAAUUUCGAGGGAGUGGGAAAAUCGCGAUCGAAAAAUCGCCUUAAAGCAGGGUACCGUGUUGUUUAUGGUUACGCAUGCCUUGAUUGUGACCCCCGCACACAAGCCAAAACUGUGCGACUUUAAGAACGCAGCGCCACGCGUUCCGAAGAACAACAUCAAGUCUUUUCUUACCAUUAUUUUUCCAUUUUUAUUUAUAUUUUAUACCGUAACUGUUGAAAUGUUUGAAGCGUUGCUUUAGGCUUCGAUUUUAGACAUCGGAAAGUACUUCUAUUUAUUUAUAUUAUAUAUUGUAAAAUAUUAGAUACAAUAUUGUUCUAUAGCUUCGACGCGUGGCGCUCUUCUCGUCGGUCACCAUUUUAAUGCAGUGUGCAAGAUGCAGUCCUAUGCAUUAUUAUAUAGGCGAAUUGCGUGCGACGUGGUAAAGCGUACAAAAGUGUAAGAAGGAGAAUAAGAAGAUUAAAAAACCGAGGAAAUAUGAAAGAAACGAACAAACAAAUAAACAAAAUGGCGGAUUUUGUCGGCACCCGCCACAACUUAAAAACCAGUGACGACACGACUGCAACUAUACGAGACCUGUACCUGUAUAUACUAACAUUAUUGAUUAAUUAUUCGGUAUUAGAAAAGUAAUUUAAAGGUAAAAGAAGAGAAAACAAUUUAGAAAAAAAAAAUAAGAAGAAGAAAAAGGAGAGGGAGAAAGAGUAAUUGAUAUGUAGAAAA